Messenger RNA from Diversispora eburnea, 698 nucleotides. NCBI's taxonomy places the organism in Eukaryota, Fungi, Glomeromycota, Glomeromycetes, Diversisporales, Diversisporaceae. The record is from the annotation of a GenBank genome assembly.
GGUAAGCAUCGGCAAGAAGUUACGGAUCCGAAUACGAAUCUUGUUAGCCUCAAAAUGACAGAUCUUCAGCUUCUGUAUAAAGCAAUUAGAGACUUCUUUGAUGAAACACCCGUUGAAGAAUGGUCAUAUAUUCUUUUUUUAGAGUCAUUUAAACCCGUUAUUAUGUCGGUAUUAGAUAUCGCAAAACGAGAUGAAAAAGCUACAUGGAGGAAGAGAUUUAUAAAACGUUUAGAAAAGAUUGCAGAUGACGACGCGUAUACUGAACAGCAGAGAAAGAACGCAAUUCUUUUGAAAGAAAAGGGCUCAAUAUCUGCAGAUCUCUUCUGGGACAAUAUUGAAAAAGAAAAAGAUAAUUUACGUAGAAGGCGGGAGGAUUCAGUCCGCCAUAAUACAGAAGUGGAUGCAUUAAAUCUCUUAGAAACAGCACGCGCAGAAAAGACGAAAAUAAUUUUGAAUUCACUGAAGCGAAAACCUGAGGACAUAGUAAAUACAAAAAAACGAUGCAAGUUACCUGAGAACGAUUCUGAAUAUUAUGAAUGUAGUGACUCGGGAGAGAGCGAGGCGGAAUCAACUAAUGAAGAACAAGGUGAAGAAGAAAUUAGGGGGCUUUCACAGGACGAAGUGGAAAUCCGUAACAAAUUACUUAAAAUUCUGACUGCACGCCAAGAAAAAGACAGAGAAGCCGGGAAAAAUUUUAU